AGCCCCCCGGCGCAGGGCCGGAGCCCCGAGAAGGUUCGAGGUGAGGGCCCGCGCGCCUUGAGCGAGGAGCCUCCCCCCCGGCCCCCAUCGCCGCGGCCCGCGAUGGCGGACGGCGGGGCUGCGGAUCCCCCUCGGGGGUCCGAGGCCUCGGCGCGGCGAGACUCCGUGGCCUCGGGGCUCGGCCGCGCGGGGCCCGAGGGCGCCCGUGCGAAGCACGCGGCCGCCAUCGACCUGAUCUGCAGGGACCCCAGCAGGCGCGACUACGCCCUGCGCGCGGCCGGGAACGCGGGACGGUCGCUCGUGUUCGCCAGCCAGGAUCACACCAAGGACCGCGACGUCGCGCUCGCGGCGCUGGGGCAGGACGGCCUGGCGCUGGAGUGGCUCUCGGCCGACCUGCGUGCGGACGGGCAGCUGCUGGUGAAGGCCGCGCUGCAGGACCGGAGGGCGCUGCUGCUCGCGACGGAGGAGCAGCGGGCGGACCCGGACCUGCUGCGGCCCGUGCUGGCGGCGGACGGGCUGGCGCUGGGACUGGCCGCGGAGGCGCUGCGCGCGGACCCCGAGCUGGUGCGCGUGGCCGUCGGGGAGAACGGGCUGGCGCUCGAGUUUGCGAGCGAGGAGCUGCGGGGCGACCGGGAGAUCGUGCUGCUGGCCGUGGGCCAGAGCGGGCACGCGCUGCAGUUCGCCGCCGCCGAGCUGCAGGGCGACCGGGAGGUCCUCCUCUGCGCCGCGGGGCGGAGCGCCUCCGCUCUGCACUGGGCCCCCGGCGCGCUGCGGGCGGACCGGGAGGUCUGCCUGCGAGCGGCGGCGGAGAAGCAGGCGCAGUGGUCGGACAGGGCGACGGUCCUGCAGGCGGUGGAGAGGUCGGGUGGUCUGCUGCAGUUCGCCACCGAGGGGCUGCGCGGCGACCCCGAGGUCGUACUGCGCGCAGUAGCGCAGGACUACCGCGCGCUCCGCUUUGCGGCCCAGGAGCUCCGGGCGGAUCGUGACUUCAUGCUGAAGGCUCUGGCGGUGGACUUCCGGGCGUGGCAGCACGGCGCGGAGGAGCUGCGGGGCACCCGGCACGUGGCCCUGCACGCCCUGGGCCAGGACGGCCGCACCCUGCAGUUCUGCCCCGAGGCGCUGCGCGCGGACCGCGACGCGGUGCUGCGCGCCGUCGACCAGGCGGGCAGCGCUCUGCAGUUCGCCUCCGAGGACCUCCGAGCGGACCGCGAGGUCGUGCUGCGGGCCAUGGCGAGCGACAGGUCCGCCCUGCUCUUCGCGCCCGAGAGGCUGCGGAGCGACCGGGGCGUGUGGCUGUACGCCGGGGCCCCCGCGCCGUGGUGAGGCGUGGCGGGGGCGGCAGAGGCCACGGCCGCCCCUUUGGAGGGGUGCUCCCGUGGCCCUCCUCCCUCCUCCUCCUCCUCCUCCUCCUCCUCCUC
This is a messenger RNA of Prorocentrum cordatum, 1418 nucleotides long. The record is from the annotation of a GenBank genome assembly. Lineage: Eukaryota; Dinophyceae; Prorocentrales; Prorocentraceae.